Sardina pilchardus (European sardine) is the source of this 899-nucleotide messenger RNA. RefSeq names its product heat shock protein, alpha-crystallin-related, b2 (gene hspb2). The record is from RefSeq and is a predicted model, not a curated record. Bases 137 to 646 code for a protein of 169 amino acids. Lineage: Eukaryota; Metazoa; Chordata; Actinopteri; Clupeiformes; Clupeidae. The transcript has 2 exons. Gene Ontology annotation, molecular function: structural constituent of eye lens. Gene Ontology annotation, cellular component: nucleus; cytoplasm. Gene Ontology annotation, biological process: negative regulation of apoptotic process; response to heat; protein refolding.
CUGUGCAGACUCUCUCUCCCCAUCCUUCAUUGCCUGCCACUCUCCUGUCGUUCCCCUUCGUCUACCACCUUCUCCUGGGAAGCUGGGAAUCAACUGGAAACUCUUACUCACAAGCUGCUAAGUUCAGGAUACAGCCAUGGCCGAGCGCACUGUCCCUCACGCUUACCCGAUGAGCAUGGAGUAUGAGAUGAGCAACCCCAGCCGGAUGUAUGAUCAGAACUUUGCUGAGGCCCUGACUCCUCAGGAUCUUCUUACACCAGUGCUGUAUCAUGGUUACUACAUCCGCCCGCGCAUCAAUAAACAGCUCGAGCGGGGCUUCUCGCAUGUGGACUGUGAGGACGACUGGUAUCGUGUGCUGCUGGACGUCUGCCAAUUCACGCCGGACGAGCUGAACGUGCGCACGGUGGACAACCUGCUGGAGGUCAGCGGGCGUCACUCGCAGCGGGUCGACCAGCACGGAUUCGUCAGCAGGGAGUUCACGCGCACUUAUAUACUUCCCAUGGGAGUAGACCCACUGCUUGUGCAAGUGUCACUUUCGCACGAUGGCAUUCUGUGCAUUGAGGCACCACGAAAAACAGAUGGCAUCGAACCUGUGGUCAACCAGAUCCAGAUAAAAAAGGACAAGAAAGGAACCAAGAGUUCCUAAUGUGGAUAGGACUUGUUCAUGUUCAUUUUUGUCUCACUUUAAUUAUAAUGGCAAGGAAGAUUGGUGAAAUAGGCCAUCAGAAAAGGGGGUUAAGAUAACUGUUUUCAAUUCAGUUAAAUUAAAUUCAGCUGACAUGUCAAUGUCAAUGUCAAAUGCCAUGUCAAACAGACAUAUCCUUUCUUUUUUUUACACUGGAUUAUCUCUGCUUAUGUAUGAGAUGUUUGAUUAAAAUCUCUCCAUGUUUUAUUUUGAA